UGCACACAGGUGAAAGAAAGGGGAACGGGGAAGUCCCGUUUCAUCACGCACAGAAUCGACCUUUUUUUAGUUUCUCGUCUGCUGCAGUUAGCCGCUGGUAGUUUAAAUUUAACUUUUGUUUUUUAACCCAAAAAACCACGGUUAAAAUGAAAAAUAUCGGUAAAUGUUGGUUUCUAAUCUUUAUCAUCCUAAUAUUUUGGUCUGAGAUGAUAUCGGCCACCACUAAACAAGAUGAAGCUGAAAAAGAUACGGGAGGAAUACUUUCAAAUGAUUAUGUUGUUUUUGGUCUAAAAACGGCUGCUGUUGCUGGAGCAACAAUUGUCGGCGCUCCUAUUGUUCUGGGUGCAGCCGGUUUUACAGGCGCAGGCAUUGCAGCAGGCUCCCUAGCAGCUACCUACCAGAGCACCAUGAUCGGAGGGACUAUCGUUGGAGGCUCUAUGUUCGCUGGUCUUCAAAGUCUAGGAGCUGCAGGCCUAGGAAUUGCAGGCAAGGCAGCUGUUGCAGCCGCCAGUGGAGCUGGAGUAAAAUUGUACGAUAUGUGGUACGGAAACGACAAGGGAGAUACCAGUGGAUGUGCUAAAAAGAAGGAAACCAACAAGGACUGCAGUACAAAUUAAGAGAAUGAAACUUUUUUUAGGCUACAUUCGGAAACAGGCACCGGUCACACCGGUGCCACCGCAAGCGUUCGGAAACGAUCGAGUCCCAAUACUUUUUCAAUGGACAGUAUUCACCUGACGUCACUGCGGGUAAAAACCCUCACUGCAGUGCAUUGUGGGAACUGUAGUAGACGAAAAUCCGGCACUACAGCGUAUAAUAACACUUGCUUUUGUGUGGCUUAUAAACUUUUCUUUCUAUUUAAAAAUGGGAGAUUUUUUACGUUUUUAACUAAGAAACGCUGUAAAAGAAUGAUGAACGAUUCAUUUGAUACGAAAUGCUUUCUUUAUUAUCGUAUUUUCAUGGGUUUAAGCCUCUUUGGUUCCUUAUCACAAACAUGGUGAAAACUCGAAUUCUCUUUUUAUUUUCUCCGUUUCUCGGCAUUUUCCAUGCAUUCGUAAGUCUUUUUAAGCUCUAAACAUGUUCAUUAUGCGCAUGAAGUCCAGUAAUCCUUAAAUAAAACGAGUUUUUUUAGCACUACUGACAUUGCGUGAUUGGUCAAAAUACCCGCAGACGGACAGCUGAUGGGACCGUUGCCAAAUCAUGAAUAAGGUCCAUUAGGGAUUCAACCGUUUCUUCCGCUUGCGGUGGCACUGGUGCGACCGAUGUCUGUUUCCGAAUGUAAACUUAUAAAAUUAAACCAGCGCCCCCUUAAUACUAAAUGACUGUUGCAUUUGCCUUAAAAAGUGAACUGCCCAUAUAUAUGAAAAUAAUACGAUAGACAGCGGCACCCAGCGGCCGUCCAACUAUGGCGAUGGAUCAAAACGGUUCAAAUUGAAUUGUUAAUUGGUUACUGUUAACUUCUCCGCUAUUAAUUUCUAAUAUAUCUGAUAGAUGGCAGUAUUAGCCAUACACUUUUGAGUUUCGUUUUUGCUCUAUGUAUAAAACGAGAAAGCGAUGGGCAUUUAGUGUUACUGGGGCGUUGAUCAGAUCUACGCAUUUUUACUGAAUCAGCCUUGUGAAAGUAGUGGAACAUCAGAACGAUAUCAAAAUAUGUCGUCAUAAUAGCAUACGUCUCAAGCUAUUUGCACGUAUGUUAAAUUUUUACAUAUAUAUUUGCACUUCGUUCUCUGAAUUUUAAAUUUUGACUUAUAAUUUUUUAAGAAUUUGAACAUAAGGAAGCCAUUUUGUAUCAUAGUGGUAUUAACUUAGUAAAAAAUAAGUACCUGAAAAUAAUUAUUUGUACAGGACGCGUACAAAUCAUCAAUUUUUAAGCGCAAAAACUAUUUUUCGAAAGUUGUUAAUGUGUAUUAUGACGCAUAAUAGUUCCUUACAGUCAAAUGAAUGAAAAAUAAAAGCUACAAUUUUAAAAUUUCAGGAAUAAAAGUCAAAUAAAUGCAUAAAGGUAUCAUAAAUGUGGACAUGGAUUGAGCAAUAUCUCUGUCAAUGUUUUGUGGAUGGCAUAUUAAUAUCAUGUGCUGUGCUAGCGGCUAAUUGUAAUCAAUAAAAUAUUUUCAUUUACCAAUACAGUAGUUUAUUUGGCUCAUUGACUGAAGAGACGGCAAUGAGGGUGAUUCUCGUACCGGUCGAACUUCUUCCUCUAUCGUUUUCCACCAGUCACGUGAACGAAAUUGUAUCCGAUUCACCAAUCAAUGAUAUCAAUUUCGUCAUGUGAUGAUGAAGAAGCCGAUAGUCAAGUUAAUCUCAGGCGUUCGAC
Uloborus diversus is the source of this 2311-nucleotide messenger RNA. RefSeq names its product interferon alpha-inducible protein 6-like. The coding region runs from base 147 to 617 and encodes 156 amino acids. Lineage: Eukaryota; Metazoa; Arthropoda; Arachnida; Araneae; Uloboridae. The record is from RefSeq and is a predicted model, not a curated record. The transcript has 4 exons. Gene Ontology annotation, cellular component: membrane.